AUGCCUCGCGCUUCCUCAUCACCUGCACUCUCUUACUUACCUGGCAAUAAUGCUUGGCUGACUAAUAAUUAUCCGACACCUGAUAAUACUCAAUCCCCGCCAGCAAAUAAUUCCUCUCAACCAACAAGUCCUCAAAAUAAUGUAUCUAAUUCUCAACAAAAUAACCCUCGAAUUAUGACUAGAGAUUCUAGUUUUUUAUCUGACCUUCCUUCAGGUGGGUUUUUCUCUGAAGAACCUUUACUAGGGAGUACUACUUCGAUCCCUCCCUUUCCUCACGAUUUAAGUGAUACGUUUCCAAAUACUCCACCAGAUGUUCAAACUACUUCCGCCCCUGGUUCGGGCCUUUUAAAUGUUGAUGAUAGGUUAAUCAUGAAUCCUGACUCUCACGUAGAUCAAUUAAAUAUGCCAACUACAGGUCUUGUUGAAGCUGAUUGGAAUUUAUUAUCAUCUCAAUAUCAUGAAAAUGAUUAUUUUCAUAUUUUAGAUAAUACUCAUUUAAAUGACUUAUCUAUUUCAAGUCAUAUUGGAUAUGAUAAUGUUUUAUAUAAUGUCGGUCAAAAUAAUGAUUCUUUAUUUUUUGAAAAAUCUAUCUUAAAUUCUGAUGUUGAAAAUUCAAAAUAUAAUAAUAUUGGUUUUUCUGAGUCAUAUGAAGAUGAACCCAUUUUCGUUAAUCAGGUUAGCGACUCGUUACGUAGGCAAAGUAAUUAUUUUCAAAAUAUGUCUACUAUGUUUUCAACUAUGGAAUUUGCAAAAGUGGAUCCACAAAGUGAUGAUGAUAUCACAAUUCCUCCUACAACUGUUUCUGAAACGAAACGUAAUAUGCGACCAAGUGGAAAACGAUCAAAAAAACGUCGACGUAAAUAUCCUCUUCGUUCAAGGUCUCAUUCGGCAACAGAGAACGAAGCUGACGUUGAUGAUAUUUCCAAUUCCAAUUCUGGCCAUGGUCGUCAAUUAGAAUCUGAUGAAUUUACUCAUGAAUUAUCUCCAGUACAAAGUGAUAGAGAAGAAUCCCUUGAAAGCAUUUCUAGUAUUGCUGAAGAUGUAACUAACUAUUCACAAAACACUCAAACUUCUUCUAUUAAACAUAAUCUUCGUUCAAGAAAGCCUGUCUCUUAUACUAAAUAUUCUGGUGCUAAAUCCGCUGCGUCUACACGUGCAAAAAGAAUUAAAACUUCUCCAAAAAUUUCUUCUCAAAAAGUUUCUUCUAAUAAUAAUGUUAAGAGUACUCCAAGACGUAAAUAUAAUAGACGUAAACCCACAAAAUCAUCAAAAUUAGUAAAAUCUACAAAACCAUCAAAAUUAGUAAAAUCUACAAAACCUACAAAAAAUACAAAUCCUACUUAUAAUC
This is a messenger RNA of Scutellospora calospora, 1348 nucleotides long. NCBI's taxonomy places the organism in Eukaryota, Fungi, Glomeromycota, Glomeromycetes, Diversisporales, Gigasporaceae. The record is from the annotation of a GenBank genome assembly.